AUGUCAUACUUUAUAAAAGGAACAAAGUAUCAACUUUCACGACAGCCAAAUACGAAUGCGAUAGGAUAUCACCGAGGUCGCCACAUGACCUUAGACAAUAGAACGGCGGGUCAGACACUCACACCAAAUCCUUCGCCUCUCACCCUUGAACCACUCUCUCCCACCAUCACGACUAAACAUCACCAUUACCACAAACAGGACCCAGACCUAGUCCGGGUGCGGCCAAACAAGAUGGUCUAUGCAAGUCUGGAAUCAAAUGCCAAUACCGCCACGAUAAAGAGCGUAUUGCAGUGUGCCGAGAUUGGCUCACAACAGGAUUGUCCGUAUACUCAUGUCCAUGUUAGUAAAGGAGCGAAGAUCUGUGAAGACUUUGUUCAGGGAUUUUGUGAGCAAGGGGAGGAGUGCGAAAUGAAACAUUUGUGGGGAAGAAAAGCGCAAGUUGAAAUGAUUUGGCAACGAAGUGAGGAGGAAAAAAGAGAAAUGAAUGAGGAGGUGAGACGGAAAGUGCAUGAGGGUGUAGAGAGGAAAAAAAAGAGUAAGAGUAAAAAUAAGAAAGCUGGUAAAAAAGAAAAGAUUAAGCAAAAAAAUGAAAACAAGAGAGGACGAGAAGAAGAAGGUUUUAUUAAUCAAAAAGGCAAGAGGGUUAAGAUAGACAUGAUGAGUGUAGAUAAUGCUAGCGACAGUUCCUCAGAUGAGGACGAUCAUCGGCAUACAACGUUUAGAGACAAAGAUGACCUCUGGAGAUACGAUUUCAUCGGCUUUGAUGACUAA
Messenger RNA from Paraglomus occultum, 771 nucleotides. Lineage: Eukaryota; Fungi; Glomeromycota; Glomeromycetes; Paraglomerales; Paraglomeraceae. The record is from the annotation of a GenBank genome assembly.